This is a messenger RNA of Arctia plantaginis, 2739 nucleotides long. The record is from the annotation of a GenBank genome assembly. NCBI's taxonomy places the organism in Eukaryota, Metazoa, Arthropoda, Insecta, Lepidoptera, Erebidae.
AUGACCGACUCAAAGUACUUUACUACAACGAAAAAGGGCGAGAUUUUCGAACUGAAGUCGGAGCUAAACAGUGAUAAAAAAGAGAAGAAGAAGGAGGCAGUCAAAAAGGUUAUUGCUUCAAUGACCGUUGGCAAAGAUGUCUCAGCAUUAUUCCCGGAUGUUGUGAACUGUAUGCAGACUGAUAACUUGGAGUUGAAGAAACUUGUCUACCUAUAUUUGAUGAACUAUGCCAAGUCACAACCUGACAUGGCCAUUAUGGCCGUGAACACAUUUGUCAAGGAUUGUGAGGACUCGAACCCGUUGAUCCGAGCCCUGGCAGUCAGGACUAUGGGUUGCAUUCGGGUGGACAAGAUCACCGAGUAUCUAUGCGAACCGCUCAGGAAAUGUUUGAAGGACGAAGACCCGUAUGUCAGGAAGACGGCUGCUGUCUGUGUUGCUAAACUGUAUGAUAUAUCUUCGAGUAUGGUGGAGGAUCAGGGUUUCCUAGACCAACUGAAGGAUUUGCUGAGUGAUUCAAAUCCCAUGGUGGUAGCCAACGCGGUUGCUGCGUUAUCUGAGAUCAACGAAGCUAGUGUUUCUGGACAACCUCUUGUUGAGAUGAAUGCCCCUACAAUCAACAAGCUCCUGACAGCUUUGAACGAGUGCACUGAAUGGGGCCAGGUGUUCAUUCUGGAUGCUCUAUCCAAUUACUCGCCAAGAGACUCGAGAGAGGCUCACUCCAUUUGUGAGAGAAUCACGCCCAGACUGGCUCAUGCCAAUGCAGCUGUUGUGCUAUCUGCCGUUAAGGUUUUAAUGAAACUAAUGGAGAUGGUGUCAGACGACACUGAGCUGGUGAGUACACUGUCCCGGAAGCUGGCACCGCCGCUGGUGACGUUGCUGAGUGCUGAGCCCGAGGUUCAGUACGUAGCGCUCAGGAACAUCAACUUGGUUGUGCAGAAGCGACCUGACAUAUUGAAACAUGAGAUGAAGGUAUUCUUCGUGAAAUACAACGAUCCUAUCUACGUGAAGCUCGAGAAGCUGGACAUUAUGAUCCGUCUGGCUUCGCAAGCCAAUAUCGCGCAAGUGCUGGGUGAACUCAAGGAGUAUGCCACUGAAGUAGACGUAGACUUCGUGAGGAAAGCUGUCAGGGCUAUCGGAAGGUGUGCCAUUAAGGUGGAACCAUCAGCUGAGCGCUGCGUAUCGACACUACUGGAACUGAUUCAAACCAAGGUGAAUUAUGUCGUACAAGAAGCCAUAGUGGUGAUCAAGGAUAUCUUCCGGAAGUAUCCUAACAAGUACGAGAGUAUCAUCAGCACACUGUGCGAGAAUCUCGACACUUUGGAUGAGCCUGAGGCUAGGGCAUCUAUGGUUUGGAUCGUCGGUGAAUAUGCUGAGCGUAUCGACAACGCUGAUGAACUGCUUGAUUCUUUCCUGGAAGGCUUCCACGAUGAGAAUGCACAGGUGCAACUACAACUAUUGACUGCUGUAGUUAAGUUAUUCUUGAAGCGUCCAGCAGACACUCAAGAGCUGGUGCAACAUGUGCUCAGUCUUGCCACACAGGACUCUGACAAUCCUGACUUGCGGGAUCGUGGUUUCAUCUACUGGCGUCUUCUGUCCACGGAUCCCGCAGCCGCCAAAGAAGUGGUGUUGGCCGACAAGCCGCUCAUCUCAGAGGAAACUGAUCUCUUGGAACCCACGCUGUUGGACGAGCUUAUAUGUCACAUCAGUUCACUGGCUUCCGUGUACCACAAGCCACCCACUGCUUUUGUUGAAGGUCGCGGCGCGGGCGUGCGCAAGUCGCUGCCGGCGCGCGGCGGCGCGGCGCCCGACGAGGCGCAGGCCCCGCAGCCCACCGUCAUACCCAACCAGGAGUCUCUGAUCGGCGACCUGCUGUCGAUGGACAUCGGCGGGCCUCCCCCCGCGGCCCCCGCACCCACCUCAAACCUCGACCUGUUGGCGGGAGGACUCGAUGUGUUGCUGGGCACGGGCCCGGAGCCUGUGGCGGCCGCCUCAGGCACUACGGGGCUGCUGGGCGACAUCUUCGGCGUCAGCGCCGCACCUGCCUCCUACGUGCUGCCCAAGCAGUGCUGGCUGCCCGCCGAUAAAGGGAAAGGCUUGGAGAUUUGGGGUACAUUCACCCGACAGAACGGUCAACCGCGCAUGGAGAUGACAUUCACCAACAAAGCCAUGCAGGCCAUGAGCGGGUUCGCGAUACAAUUAAACAAGAACAGCUUCGGCGUGUUCCCAGUGGGGGGCCUGGCCGUGGGCGCGGUGGGCGCGGGCGCCAUGGUGGAGGCGCCGCUGGCGCUGGCCACCACCGGGCCCGUGCAGCGCAUGGAGCCGCUCAACAACCUGCAGGUGGCGAUAAAGAACAACGUAGACGUAUUCUACUUCGCCUGCCUCAUCCCCGUCCACAUCCUCUUCAUGGAAGACGGACAGCUAGAUAAACGCGUAUUCCUCUCCACGUGGAAAGAAAUCCCUGCCGCAAACGAAGUCCAGCACUCGCUCACCAACGUCGUAGGCAACGCUGACAGCAUCGCACAAAAGAUGACUCUAAACAACAUUUUCACAAUCGCGAAAAGGAACGUAGAAGGUCAGGAUAUGCUGUACCAGAGUCUGAAACUAACCAACAACAUAUGGGUGUUAUUAGAGCUGAAACUACAGCCGGGCAACCCCGAAGCGACGCUUAGUUUGAAGUCCCGGACGGUAGAGGUCGCCUCCUGUAUAUUCCAAGCGUACGAAGCUAUCAUCAAGUCGUAA